Corylus avellana is the source of this 1316-nucleotide messenger RNA. Its product is annotated as Ubiquitin carboxyl-terminal hydrolase family protein. Gene Ontology annotation, molecular function: RNA binding. The record is from RefSeq and is a predicted model, not a curated record. NCBI's taxonomy places the organism in Eukaryota, Viridiplantae, Streptophyta, Magnoliopsida, Fagales, Betulaceae.
GUAAGCAUAUACCUUGAAGGCUUUGAACCCCCAUGGACUCUCGUAGUAACUGCUUUGCUUCCUCGUCUACCUCCGUAUUCCUCCGCCAACAGAAACACUCAACCGUCUGUCUCAGACAGUACUCCCACCCAUCAUGCCUCCUCCACACACAACCAAGCUGAAGCUCCCGCACCAGCUACACCAACUCCGCACCUUCGUGGACGCCAAAAUCAAAUGGGUCCGAGACCCAUACCUCGAUUUCGCUGUGGAGCGAGAGAAAGACCUGAAACAAGCCAUCUCCCUCAAGAACCACAUCCUUUCCACCCCUUCCAACUCUCUCCCUCUCUCCACCGCCUCUCUACUCAAACCCCAUCUCCACCUCCCCUCCUCCACCUCCACCUCCAAAUUCUCCCUCAAAUACCCCUCCAUUUUCACCCAAUUCAACCCCAGUCCCCACCUCCCUCCCCUCCUCACUCUCACCCCUCAAGCCCUUGCCCUCCACAAAGAAGAGUCCGCCAUUCACGCCUCAACUUCUCACCGAAACGACGCUGUUCGCCGCCUCUCCAAGCUCCUAAUGCUCACCGGAGCCUCCAGAUUGCCUUUAUAUGUGAUAGAGAGGUUGAAAUGGGACAUGGGUCUUCCCCACAACUACUUUCUGACACUUCUCGCCGAUUUUCCCGACUAUUUCCAGCUUUGCGAGAUGAGAGACGAGUUGGGUGGCGAACAAGUGCUUGCCUUGGAGCUUGUUUCGUGGAGAAAGGAGCUGGCUGUGUCGGAAUUGGAGAGAAGGGCGUGGAAUGGCGGUGACUUUGGACACAAGAGAUGGGUGCGCAUUGCGUUCCCCAUGUGUUUGACGAAAGGUUUUGAGUUGGAGAAAAAGGUGAGGAAUUGGGUUGAGCAGUGGCAAGAUUUGCCGUACAUUUCUCCCUACGAGAACGCAUUUCAUUUGCCCCCCAAUAGCGAUCAGGCGGAGAAGUGGGCGGUGGCGGUGCUUCACGAGUUGCUGUGGUUGACGGUGUCGAAGAAGACAGAGAGGGACAAUGUGUUUUGUUUGGGGGAGUACUUGGGGUUUGGGGGGAGGUUUAAGAAGGCUUUGGUUCAUCAUCCGGGUAUUUUUUACUUGUCGAAUAAAAUCAGGACGCAGACUGUGGUGCUUAGGGAGGCUUAUAGGAAGGAUUUCUUGGUUGAGAAGCACCCAUUGAUGGGUAUGAGGCAUCGGUAUAUUCAUCUUAUGAAUAAGGUGCAGAAACGGGGAAAGCAGGCUGCUGCUUUAUCGACCAAUGGUAAUGGUAGAAAGAAAAAAGGAAAUGUGAGUGAUAUGAUCAAUAGAGGAUGAU